Saccharomycopsis crataegensis is the source of this 660-nucleotide messenger RNA. Its product is annotated as bZIP transcription factor. Gene Ontology annotation, biological process: regulation of DNA-templated transcription. The transcript has 2 exons. The record is from RefSeq and is a predicted model, not a curated record. The coding region runs from base 1 to 660 and encodes 219 amino acids. Gene Ontology annotation, molecular function: transcription cis-regulatory region binding; DNA-binding transcription activator activity, RNA polymerase II-specific. NCBI's taxonomy places the organism in Eukaryota, Fungi, Ascomycota, Saccharomycetes, Ascoideales, Saccharomycopsidaceae. Gene Ontology annotation, cellular component: RNA polymerase II transcription regulator complex.
AUGAGUUACAAACCGUGGCCAGAAAAACUAGAAGGGAAGAAUGAAGAAAUCGACCCAACCUUUACACAAACUACUGAUGAUCACGUCGACGAGUUUGAAGACGUGAAAAUGGUGGUAGCUGCUGCUAACAGGGUAAAGGAAAAUGAAGAACCAAAUCCUGAACCUUCUGCUGUUGCUACAUCCGCCGCCACUAUGGAAGCUGCCGAGGAGAUUAACAAAUCUUUGGAUGAAGAGAACAAGAAGGCAUUGGUAGUAGUGGAACGCGACCCGAAAGAGCGUGUCCCACCCACCAGUGAGCAUUCUUUAGAAAAUAAUCAACAGGAGAAUCCAAUAAGCAAUAUUGCCGCAAGCUCUUUGAUCGCGGAAGCCAAUAGUUUGGCUCGCCAAGGCGACGGCGAUGGUACUAGGGUUUUGAUUGAUAAGCAUGGAAGACCCUUGAGUACAUCAAAGAGAGCUGCCCAAAAUAGAAACGCCCAAAGGGCAUUCAGACAUAGAAAAGAACAAUACAUUAAGGAUCUUGAAUCCCAAGUUGCCGGCGUUAAGAACCUCGAAGAAGAAAUCGAGAACUUGAAAAACGAAAAUCAAGAAUUGAGAAAUUACAUCUUGGGAUUACAGAGUAAAUUGAUCAAUGGUAUGCCUCCAUUGAGCUUGAAAAAAUAG